AUGUUCCGCGUCGAACUCGUCUCAGACACAUCAACGGCCACACCAGGCUGGUCUUACGCCCCAACCAGGGGCUUCGACCCGACACAAGCGAUGGCCCCAACCCUAGGCCGCAAACGCGGCAUCCGCGACGCCGGCAAGGGCGGCGACAUCUCCUCUCGACAAGCAAACGCGAUCGCACGUCACAUCGCCGAACUAGACCGCGAGAACCAGCGCGACGUCGCCAUCCCAGCACCAGUGAAACAAGCCCGAGAAGCUGGCGCCCGCGGCACGCGAGCAAAGACCACCUCGAACGUGCGACGCAUCCUGCAGUCCCAAAAGACCUUCCGGAACCACCUCGACGACGAAGAAGCAGCAAUAGCCUCAGGCAGCGGGGGGAUAGGAGGCAUGCAGGGCGCAGGAGGCGCAAGCGUUGUCGCGCAGGCACGGAACAGCAUCGCCGCCAAGGGAGGCAAAGCUGCUGCUACUUUGCGCCGCAGCGCGACGCCGGCUAGCACUGCGGGUGCCAAGCGUCCGGCGGCGGCCAUGGCGGACACAACAGCCGGUGUGUCGGCGCCCAUGCAGGAGACCGCCGACGCUGAGCCGGAUGCCGACGAUAAACCGCCGCGGAAACCGAAACUAAUCAAGUCGCAAUACGAUAAUGAUCCCCUGCUGCGCUCGUAUGCACCCCCUGUGCCUCCUGAUCGGCUGAUGCAACGGCUACUGGCGGAGCCGCCGCUUUCUUAUAGUGCGUCGCGAGCGAAGCCGCCAGCGUCGGGGCGGCCCGGGCGGCAUUUUUGUUGGGGUGUACUUGUACUUACUAUACGAAACCCUACUAGUAUUGGGAAGGAGCUUGGCCUAGCCCUGUCCUACUGA
Penicillium roqueforti is the source of this 852-nucleotide messenger RNA. Its product is annotated as putative HIT finger domain protein. The record is from RefSeq and is a predicted model, not a curated record. NCBI's taxonomy places the organism in Eukaryota, Fungi, Ascomycota, Eurotiomycetes, Eurotiales, Aspergillaceae. Bases 1 to 852 code for a protein of 283 amino acids. Gene Ontology annotation, biological process: chromatin remodeling. Gene Ontology annotation, molecular function: nucleosome binding. The transcript has 2 exons. Gene Ontology annotation, cellular component: Swr1 complex.